Messenger RNA from Paramormyrops kingsleyae, 1797 nucleotides. Its product is annotated as tubulin alpha-1B chain. Gene Ontology annotation, biological process: microtubule-based process. Gene Ontology annotation, molecular function: structural constituent of cytoskeleton; GTP binding. Gene Ontology annotation, cellular component: microtubule. The record is from RefSeq and is a predicted model, not a curated record. Lineage: Eukaryota; Metazoa; Chordata; Actinopteri; Osteoglossiformes; Mormyridae.
UAUAAACGACAAAGCAUCACAACGCUUUUCACUAGUUACUACGUCGACCCUUAGCCGUCGGGUAAAGUAACGUUAUUUUAUUUUGCAGAAAAAGUCAAAGAAACGGUCGUUUCUUUUUUUAUAUUAUUACUUUAAGCAAUAUAAACCCCCGGAAACAUGCGUGAGUGCAUCUCCAUCCACGUUGGCCAGGCUGGUGUCCAGAUUGGCAAUGCCUGCUGGGAGCUCUACUGCCUUGAACAUGGGAUCCAGCCGGAUGGGCAGAUGCCCAGCGACAAGACCAUCGGAGGAGGGGAUGACUCCUUCAACACCUUCUUCAGUGAGACGGGAGCUGGGAAGCAUGUGCCCAGGGCGGUCUUUGUGGAUCUGGAGCCCACGGUUAUUGAUGAGGUACGUACUGGGACCUACCGGCAGCUGUUCCACCCUGAGCAGCUCAUCACUGGCAAAGAAGAUGCUGCCAACAACUACGCCCGUGGGCAUUAUACCAUCGGCAAAGAGAUCAUCGACCUGGUUUUGGACAGGAUCCGCAAACUGGCUGACCAGUGCACAGGUCUCCAAGGAUUUCUGGUGUUCCACAGCUUUGGAGGUGGUACCGGUUCUGGUUUUACCUCCUUGCUGAUGGAACGCCUGUCUGUUGACUACGGCAAGAAGUCCAAACUGGAAUUCUCCAUCUACCCUGCCCCUCAAGUGUCCACGGCUGUAGUGGAGCCCUACAAUGCCAUUCUAACCACCCACACCACCCUAGAGCACUCUGACUGUGCCUUCAUGGUUGAUAACGAGGCCAUUUAUGACAUCUGUCGAAGGAAUCUCGACAUCGAGCGUCCAACCUACACCAACCUCAACAGGUUGAUUAGCCAGAUUGUGUCCUCCAUCACUGCUUCCCUGCGAUUUGAUGGUGCCCUCAAUGUUGAUUUGACAGAAUUCCAGACCAACUUGGUGCCCUACCCUCGUAUCCACUUCCCUCUAGCUACUUAUGCUCCAGUUAUCUCUGCGGAGAAGGCAUACCAUGAGCAGCUAACUGUAACCGAGAUCACAAAUGCCUGCUUUGAGCCAGCCAAUCAGAUGGUCAAAUGUGACCCUCGCCACGGCAAGUACAUGGCCUGUUGCUUGUUGUACCGUGGUGACGUGGUACCCAAAGAUGUCAAUGCAGCCAUUGCCACCAUCAAGACCAAGCGCACCAUCCAGUUUGUUGACUGGUGCCCCACUGGUUUCAAGGUUGGCAUCAAUUAUCAGCCUCCUACUGUGGUUCCAGGUGGAGAUCUGGCCAAGGUUCAGAGGGCUGUAUGCAUGCUGAGCAACACCACUGCUAUUGCAGAGGCCUGGGCUCGCCUAGAUCACAAGUUUGAUCUGAUGUAUGCCAAGCGAGCCUUUGUGCACUGGUAUGUGGGAGAGGGUAUGGAGGAAGGAGAGUUCUCUGAAGCUAGGGAGGAUAUGGCAGCCCUAGAGAAGGAUUAUGAGGAAGUGGGUGUUGAUUCAAUUGAGGGUGAAGGUGAGGAGGAAGGAGAGGAGUACUAAGGGUGACUGGCUUUCUGCUUUAGUACAUCUCAAGCAUGCUUGUUAUUGGUCAGAAGUUUACAUACCUUGGCAUUUCUUAUUAGUUUAGAGUAUUACUACCAAGUACUAUCACACGAGUAUUUGUUGACUUGUGACACCUAAAUUGUAAACAAAAUACUGUGCUUGUGUCUGGUGUUGUAAUCUCCAAUAAUAGCCAACCAUUCUGAUACUUAAAUCUGGUACUUAUUUCAUGUGUUAUUUUUGUAGUUUUCUUUUGACUGAUAUGCAAUAAAUUAUUAAAUUGAA